Homarus americanus (American lobster) is the source of this 5783-nucleotide messenger RNA. Its product is annotated as chitinase-like protein PB1E7.04c. The coding region runs from base 137 to 4366 and encodes 1409 amino acids. The transcript has 7 exons. The record is from RefSeq and is a predicted model, not a curated record. Lineage: Eukaryota; Metazoa; Arthropoda; Malacostraca; Decapoda; Nephropidae.
AUCGAGUUGUAGUCGUUAGUGGCGUCAACCGCCGCCUUUUAAACCACCAAGUUUACCCAUUACACUUUUAUCCUCUCCACCACUGAUCGGCUCGUUAGCAUAUAUUUUAGGAGAAUCUUACAGAGUUACAGGAGUAAUGGAUAGCUCCAGCGAUGAUGAAAUAUUCUUCGGACCCAUAACUAAGAAGGAAGAGCAGAUUGCGAAAAAAUUUCAAAACAGACGGACAGAAGUUUUUCCGUCAAUGCCCCUUUUUCGUCGUCGAUCAGCAGCUCCUUCACUUGAAUCCUUGGAAGAGAAUGAUGCACAGAAAUGUAGUCAUGACAGUGAUACUUCACAAGCCAUUCAUGUCCAAGAUGUUAGCAGCAACCUCUCAUCCACAGGCAGUGGACAAUUUUCACUGGAUGAUGACAGUGUACAUAGGAAUUCAUCACACUUGUCUCAUUCUGUGCCUAGUUCUGAACCAGAAGAACAAGAGGCUCUGUUUGUGUUUACUUCACACAAAGGAGUAAAAAGGGUCUCACAAGACACGAGUACAGAUGUAAGUCUUUGUGUGGCAGUUAGUGAAAGUGAUUCCCAAAAAUCAUUUUCGUGGCAGAAUUUAUCAGAGAAUAGUUGUACAUCAGCAAUGUCAGGCAGCCUUCACACUAGCUGUGAUAGUGCUCUUCAUACUAACUCUCAUUCUGAUAUGUCCAAUGAUGAAUCCAAGAUUUUUGAUAAUGAAAGUAUUAUAUCAAAGGCACCUGUUGAUUUGUCCUCACAGUCAAUAGAAACCCACUCAAGCAGGUUUUCAAGACCCAUUGUUGAAUAUGAGGAGAAACUUAAAGGUAUCCCGGGUCUUUCUAAGGCUUUGAUGAAGAUCUUAGUUGCUGUGAAAGAAGAGACAUAUGUAGGUGGAGUCAGUGUGUCAGAUGCUGGGACAAAAACAUCAGUCACUGUACCAGAAACAUCAGUCACUGUACCAGAAACAUCAGUCACUGUACCAGAAACAUCAGUCACUGUACCAGAAACCUCCAUCACUGUACCAGAAACAUCAGUCACUGUACCAGAAACAUCAGUCACUGUACCAGAAACAUCAGUCACUGUACCAGAAACAUUAGUCACUGUACCAGAAACAUCAACCACUGUACCAGAAACCUCAGUCACUGUACCAGAAACCUCAGUCACUGUACCAGAAACCUCCAUCACUGUAUCAGAAACAUCAGUCACUGUACCAGAAACAUCAGUCACUGUACCAGUAACAUCAGUCACUGUACCAGAAACCUCCAUCACUGUACCAGAAACCUCAGUCACUGUACCAGAAACAUCAGUCACUGUACCAGAAACAUCAGUCACUGUACCAGAAACAUCAGUCACUGUACCAGAAACAUCACUGUACCAGAAACAUCAACCACUGUACCAGAAACAUCAGUCACUGUACCAGAAACAUCAACCACUGUACCAGAAACAUCAGUCACUGUACCAGAAACAUCCAUCACUGUACCAGAAACAUCAGUCACUGUACCAGAAACAUCGUCACUGUACCAGAAACAUCAGUCACUGUACAGAAACUCAGUCACCAGAAACAUCAGUCACUGUACCAGAAACAUCAGUCACUGUACCAGAAACCUCCAUCACUAAACUCCAUGUACCAGAAACCUCAGUCACUGUACCAGAAACCUCAGUCACUGUACCAGAAACAUCAGUCACUGUACCAGAAACAUCAACCACUGUACCAGAAACCUCAGUCACUGUACCAGAAACAUCAGUCACUGUACCAGAAACAUCAGUCACUGUACCAGAAACAUCAGUCACUGUACCAGCAGCCAUAUACAUUGUACUGGAAACCACUGCCAGUGAAUCAGAAACCCCAGAAGAUGGACUAGAAACCACACAUAAUAUAUCAGACACCACAGUCAAUGUACCAGUAACCUCAGUUACUGUACCAGAAAUCUCAGUCACUGUACCAGAAUCUACAGACAGUGAAUUUGAAGCCAUAGACUUUGUGCCAAGUAAAGUCAUCUGUGAAGGAGACCUAGGGGUUAGCUGUGAACAAAGACUGCAGGAACCACAGAUAAACAAAGAUUUUAUGUGUGAGAUCGAGAAUGAAAGUGAAAAGAUCUCAAAGCCAACAUUAUCUGAUGGAACAACAAACAAUAUUUUACCUAUUAUCCAGGAUUCAGCCGCUGAUUCAUGUCAGACAAUUCAGACCACAUGUAAUGAUAUUAGAGAAACUUCUUCCGGUGAAAUGAAUAAUGCAUCUACGGUACGGCUAAGUUAUUUCAGCGGCCUCGACGUGAUCAAUGUUGACAGUAAUGAGGUAUAUGGAGAUUUCUCAAUUGAGGAUAACCUCCACACUGCUAUAGACUGUGGAGAGGAUCUUUCACAUGAGGAUAGUCUAAGCUUGGAUGAUCUACAUGUUGAGAGUUAUGGGUCUGCCAAUAAAGCAGUAAUUGUCUCACUUUCAGAUUACUCUCAGAUUUCCACACUGUCUUGUAAUUCUCGGUCUCUUAGUCUCUCGGCUCCUGAAAGCCACCAUAGUAAUAAUAGCAUUGAGAAAAUUCAAGGAUACAAAAGUCCAGAACAUGAGAGUUUUUCUCCACAAAAUCUUAAUAUUUCUAAGAAAUCUUUUGAUACUUCUUCAGAGAGUGUACAAGGCACACAGUCGCCAUGUCCAAAAUUCAAUGAUACUAUUGAAGAGAUGGAGAUGAUGCUGAAAUAUGGAUUGAGUUAUGGAGAGGGAAACCAGAAGAAAGUAGUUGAAGCAGGUGGCAGUGUAGGAAAAGACUCAAGUGAUGUGAAAGUACCAGACAACAAAGACAAUACUUUUGAAAACAUUGCAGAUGAUCCCAUUGUUUGCUCCACCCGAUCCUCCAGUAUUGCUAGCGCUGUUUCAAACUUCCAGCCUGUAUUAGAGUCAACUCGCGCUUCUUCGUACCAAGAACAUUUUAUGACACCUCGAGUACAUGUUGAAGACGUGGGAAGUAAUGAGACGCGUGUUAUAUUUUCUCCUUCCAAAGCACUCAGUGAAAUUAAGAAAGGACCACCCCCUAAACCUCCUCGUAAAUUCUGUUCACCUGAUGUCAGUCCGCAAAAGAAUAGCUGCCACAAGACACCAACACAAUGCAUACUUAAAUCUUUUUCUGUGGGGGCCAAGGAAACAGAACUUAUUAAUGUUCACAAGAUGUCUACCAGAAGACAAAUUCCUCAGGUUUCCAAAAUAACAACACCAAAACAGGUUAAGGGCGAUAAGAUCAAAUUUUAUACUCCAAAACAGCCGAGUGUAAUUCAGUCCAGUGGAAGGACUCCUUCCUCAGCACCUCCCACUGGAUUGGGCUUAGCAAACUCAGGAUCUUCAACAAAGUUUCAGAAAAUUUCUAGACCUGGCCAGUCACCAGCCAAUACACCAAAUUUACCUCGGUCAGCUACCAGAUUUCAACCUCACACUCCAGUAUCAAGACAUCACACUCCAACAAUACAAAAAUCAUCUAAUGUGCUCAAGAAACAACCUACACCAUACUCCAGUCUUCCACCCCGACCAACUCCCAAUAAAAUUGGUAAAUUUAUAAUGAAACAACCAUCUAACCGAGGAAUCAAGCAAUACACUCCCCAGGAAAGAAGCACCCAGACUCAAUUAAAGGUCAAUUCAGCUAGUAAGGCCCCAUCUUCCUCACCUUUCAAAAUCAACAAUUUACGCUUCAAGUCAGGAAUGAAUAUUGAAAGUCCUGUUGCUAAAUACCUGAAGGAGAACCCACCACCUCCCUUCUUAGUGAAUGUUAAAUCCCGUCACAAAAUCAGCCCCUUGAAGACGAAGGACGAGUGUUCUCCCAGAAAGAAACCCCAUCAGUUGGUGAACCAGACAGAAAGUAAAGAACAUCACGCCCAGUACCAGGAGGCUCCUCGGGUUACUGAAGUGGUGGAAACUAGUUUUGCAAAAAGAGAAGUUGCUCUCACAAGGAUCCAGGAUAAUCUGAAUCGAUUAGGAUUGAGAAUGAAGAGUCGCCAAACUAGUGAAGAGGAAGAAUUAGUCCAGCCAGUGCACAUCAACAAGAAAGAAAAUGUUCUCCCUAAGGCUAUGUACUCCUCUGCUGUGCCCAUAAUAUUGAAUAAGGAGGAUAAUAAAGAGAAUGAGAGACUGCGGCGCCGCAUGAAAAUGUUAACAGAUAAUCAACCCGCUCUGGUUAUGAAGCAUAAAGGUCACAGGAUGAUGUCAAAAGUAACCUUCGAGGAAAACCUUAUUGAUGGUUUGUCACCAAAGGACUCCAGAAGUCCCACCCACAAGAAGGGAGUGAUAUCCUUCCCAGAGCCUCGGCCAUCUUUAACUGGGUCCCUCCUGGAAGUGUCCAUCUAUGAAUCACAUGAAGCUCAGUACACUAACGCACUCAAGUGAAAGUCAAGUCUUUGGGAAAGUUUAUCUGAAAUACCAGUAAUUAAAUAUUUGCAUUUGUGUGGUUAUUUGAUAUUUAUAUUCUCAAAUGUGUUACAUGUACGUAUGCAGUACUAAAAAAUCCAAUUUGUCUUUCUUAUCUAACUUUUACCUUUUGAUCUACAUACAUACAUUGUAGUUUAUUUUUUAUUAAAUACUCGGUCAAUGUUAUCAUAGAUAAUUGUUUUUAUACAGUAUAAGGAUGCUGCUAAGCUUAUUGAAAUGUCCAGUGUUUAUGAAUAUGAAGACAUUUUUAUAAAUAUAUUCUGUAUACAGUAUAGCUAUAGCCCUUUAGUGAUGAUGAUUUAACCUUUGUUGAUGAUAAUUAAACCCUUCAGGACUCAAGGGUUAAAGGAGAUGACUUACAAAGAAAAUAGAGAAAUUUACAUGUAAACUUUCUGAGAGUAAGAUUACAUUGUGGCAUAUAUCGGUGGCUUCUGAACUGUUCAUUCCCAGGUUUUAUCUUUAUAAUGAACAUCAAUAAUGUUUUCGAUUGUUUUAUAUCAUGCACUGAAUCAUUCAUAUUAAAACAUAGAAAAUUAUUCCCGUUAUACAUUAAUUCUGCACUCUUGCUUUACUCUUAAACUGUGAGCAGAAGGAACCUCCAAGCAUUCCACCAUUUCAUUGUACUGUACUUAAAAUAAUUUAUGGUUAUAUUUUGAUACAUUUCAUCCUCAAACAUUUCCUCAGAUACUUCAUGAUAAUUGUUUGUGUUAUUAUAUCAGCACAUGUUAGGCAGUAGUCAGCCAAACUCUUUCAUCAUAGUUCUCUCAUUAAUUCCUGUCUAAUAAGCAUUAUCAAUGCCUGUAUUGCUUAAAGUAAAUGGUAGGCAGGGAGCAUGAAGUGUUUCCAUUUUUCAUCCAUCCAAGUAUGUAUUUUUCUGUUUGUUUUCACCCAGACAGCGACAUAAUGUAUGCUGUACAGAUUUUUUAUUUUUUUUUAGUUUUAAUUUUCUGAAGUUGCUCUCCCCAAGAUGUUAGAUCAUGUACUCAUUGGCACCAAACUACAAUUCUAAAUGCUGCAUAUAUUGCUUUCAUUGUUCAGUAGUUUUUUCAAUUCAAAACAGGGAAUCUAAGUUACAAAGAUUAAAUUUUAUUUUAUUUUCAUGUUGUACGGUAUUACGGGAUCAUGAAAUACCUAUGUUCUCUUUAUAAAAUUGUGGAUUUAUCUUAUUUAACAGACUUAUUAUGAAAGGGUGAUGAAGUAGUGAGUGUAAUUCACAUGACUGCUAAGAGUGGCAACAUAAAAGUUAAUUUUUCAGGAAUACUUACUGAGCUACAUUCCAGUCUCUGCCUUUCAUCGUGCAUAAAAAUAUCUUUAAUUUUAGCCUAUUAUUUUGAAUGAAACAUUUCUGCUCUUUUAAUAAACAUCUCGGACAAAU